Molecule: messenger RNA, 1302 nt
Organism: Akanthomyces muscarius
Lineage: Eukaryota; Fungi; Ascomycota; Sordariomycetes; Hypocreales; Cordycipitaceae
Exons: 1
Coding region: 1-1302 (433 amino acids)
Biological process (GO): nuclear envelope organization
Cellular component (GO): Nem1-Spo7 phosphatase complex
Molecular function (GO): phosphoprotein phosphatase activity; protein phosphatase regulator activity
Source: RefSeq, a predicted model, not a curated record
AUGACCGAGGACAUUGACUCCAUCGUCAAGGGUGCCCCCGUGGCCUCCCCGGCCAUCAAGGCUGCCGCGGCCGCCACGGGCACCAGCCCCAUCCUCCACGAAGACGUCAAGCAAGGCGACCCGUUGCACAACACCCCGAGCUCCCCGUCCAUGAUCUACCUCAACCUCCUCAUCCUCGAGGCCUCCCUGCGAGCCCAAUUCCUCGAACUGCGCGCCCGCAAGCGCCACCAUACCUUCUUCCUCACCCUCCUCAGCGCCUGGAUCUGCCUCUUCGGCUACAAGCUGUACUUUGCACCCCGCGAGGAUGGCCAGGGCGUCGGCGGCUCCAUCUACUGGGCCGUCGAGGGCGCCCAAAAGGUCUGCUUCAUGGGCGGCAUCAUCACCGCUGUCCUCGUCUGGGCCACCGGCAUCUGGGAGCGCGGCAUCCGCUGGCCGCGCCGCUGGUUCGCCAUUUCUAACCGCGGCCUGCGCAGCUUCAACUGCAAGCUGGUCCUCGUUCGCCGGCCUUGGUGGGCCGAGGCGCUCUCCUCUGUCGGCUUCUUCCUCACCUACGGGCUCUUCUCCCACACCGCCAGUUCCUCCUACCGGCACGUCGACCCUUCCCUGCUGCGCGAGGUCGAAAAGGAGCUGCAGCUCUCCGGCGACGGCCACUACCCGACCUUGAUACUACCCCACGAAGAUGACGUGCGAGGCGGGCACGAGGAGGAUCUCGCGCCGGGCGGCGACUACGUCAAGCUGCUGCUUCUCGCAAAGCCAUUCUCCCCGACCUUUCGCGAAAACUGGGAGCUGUACCGAACAGAGUACUGGGAACGCGAAAACGAGCGCCGAGCGCUGCUACGAGAAAAAGUAAAGGAAUACGAUGUCAGAAUGGCCAAGGCGGAACACGGCUGGCUGUGGCGACUGCCGUGGAAAAAGACGCAGAUUAAACGACAGGAGCCGCCCAAGGUGCUUCACAAGAGCCACAUUAGCAUCGAGAAGAUUCACAAGCGUCGCAGCAGCAGUGUCCGACGCGGUUCCGUCAGCUCAACCCGCAGCGGUACUCCAUCCUUUGACCUCGACGACGGCCAUCCGACAUCCCGACGCACCGGUUCAAUUUCAAGCUUGACCGAGAAGCGACGAAAGAAGGCCGGAAGUGUGCGCCAGUCGAGAAAACAAGGCUCAGAGUCGCGGUCGGUCACGCCAGAUCUGCCCUCAUCUCCCCUCUCUGGAGACGCAGCGGGCAAGAGGGAGGCUACGCCAGACAGCGGAAGAGUGCUGCGCAGUGCUAGUGGAACGCCCAGGGAAAGGAGCCAGGCGAAAUGA